This is a messenger RNA of Chionomys nivalis (European snow vole), 2872 nucleotides long. It is a transcript of the gene Clxn, whose product is annotated as calaxin. The coding region runs from base 91 to 729 and encodes 212 amino acids. Gene Ontology annotation, molecular function: calcium ion binding. The record is from RefSeq and is a predicted model, not a curated record. The transcript has 6 exons. Lineage: Eukaryota; Metazoa; Chordata; Mammalia; Rodentia; Cricetidae.
UCUGCACUAGGCUGCCUCAGCCUGGAACUCAUGAGGGACCUGGCUCUAGGCUCCAGAUGACACUGAGACCUCGUUAUAUGAACUCCUGCCAUGAACCGAAAGAAGCUGCAGAAGUUGACGGACACCUUAACCAAAAGUUGCAAGCAUUUUAAUAAAUCUGAAGUGAACUGCCUUAUAACGCUUUUCUAUAACUUGGUGGGAGAAGUGGCAGAAAGGCCAGGGGUAGUCAUUGGACUAGAUCGUAAUGCAUUUCGGAACAUCCUGCAUGUGACAUUUGGAAUGACAGAUGACAUGAUUAUGGACAGAGUAUUUCGAGGUUUUGAUAGAGAUAAUGAUGGCUGUGUAAGUGUAUCUGAGUGGAUUCAUGGAUUAUCACUGUUUCUUCGAGGGACUUUAGAAGAAAAAAUGAAAUAUUGCUUUGAAGUGUUUGAUCUGAAUGGGGAUGGCUUCGUUUCAAAGGAGGAGAUGUUCCACAUGCUGAAGAACAGUCUUCUCAAGCAGCCCUCUGAAGAAGACCCUGAUGAAGGGAUCAAAGAUUUGGUUGAAAUUACGCUUAAGAAAAUGGACCAAGACCAUGAUGGGAAGCUGUCCUUUGCAGACUAUGAGAAAGCCGUGAGAGAAGAGACUCUCCUGCUGGAAGCCUUUGGGCCAUGCCUGCCUGAUCCAAAGAGCCAGAUGGAAUUUGAAGCCCAGGUAUUCAAAGACCCGCAUGAUUUCCAUGAUAUAUGAUUUCCUAAAUGUAUUGAUUUGAGUAAGUACAGAAGGAGCCACUUGAAGUUCAUCUGUUCUUCUCGGCCCAGGAGAUGCUGUGGGGAGAUUCACAUCAUUUGUGUGUGUUUUAGUUCAGGCCUUCUUCAGACACACUGGGUUUGGCAACACAUGUUGACACUGCAAAAACUAUUUUUACCACAUGAACUCUGUUAAGACACAUACCUGCCAUAAACCUCCAGAUUAAUCAAAGCAAUGAACAAUUUAUAUAGACAUCACUUAUGGAUACAAAUAAGACUAUUUGUAUGUCAAAAACAGUUUGAGUGUACACUAAACUAUUGUUGAAACUACAGAGUUUCCUUCAUAGCAAUAACUGACAAGGAUGAUACUCAGAGACUAAGAACAUGGCAGGCACUAGAGGCUACAGUAACACGAAGGUCAGGGGAGCCUGUCUAUUGUGCUUUCUUCUAUGAGGCUUUACUUCAUCAGCUAAUAGGCAUUGGAGGGCAAAGAUUUUGUCAUACACACCAUCAUGGCCACCACAGCAGUUAGCGUUUUGCAUGUAAUGGGCCCUCAAUAAAUACUUCAGAUUGGAUUAGAAACCAGUAAAGUUCCAUAUGAUUACUUCUUGUUCAUGAGCAGAGAGGUCUUCUCUGUUGAUGGGCCCAGCUUUCAGCUAAUUUCUGGAUGAGCAGAGACGUCUGAGCUCUCCACGGGCCCAGCUUUCAAUCAGUCUCUAGAGGCACAUUCAGCUCCUUCAGACGCCAGGGCCCUCUCUGCUAUGACGUCCAGGGUCACACCACGCUAGCCUGGCUGUAGUCCCUUUACCACCUCCGUAUGUAAUGUAGUGACAUGGUUGAACACUGCCUGGAUUUCCAGUGCAUAACCCACAGGGAUCAUGUCAUAUUAUAUUCUAAUGGUAUAUACGUGUAUCCUGCCAGCUAUGGAAUCUCGAAAGUUCCUGUGGGGACGGUGGCCAUCGUGUGGUACUAAAAGAACUCUCUUCCCCAGGUCUCCUAAGCUCCUUAUACCCCUUGAGACUCACAGGAAAGCAACUAAGGGGACUGACAAUGUGGUACCCUACCCCUGAAGCAUACAAGCUCUAGAUAAUAUGUCAAAAAGCAAGUCCCCUUUCCUGUUAUAUAUGUGUUACAUUUGUGCAAAGGUUAUAUUGUAUACAGAAAUUGACUAUUCCUAAUCAGUAAAAUAAGUAAUCAACCAUGCUGAUAUAUGGGGCUUUACAUGAGUAUUCUUUCUAUGAAAGUUAUAAAUAAUAAAGCACAAUGAUCUUUGUAUUUCUAUCAUCAUUCAUCAUUGGGAAAUGUCAGCCAAAAUGAUGUGUAAUUAAGGUGUACAUAAUGUGUAUACGUGUAUUCGACUAAACAAUUAUUACUUAAAGUUUAGUAGGAUACCUGUCAACACACAUUUCUCUAGCCUAGUGCAGUCUGCCCUUGUGGUAAGUUUCAGGCACAUUGACUGUAUCUUCUGUUGAAUUACUGAAAUCCAGUACACCUAACACCUCCUCCUUUCCACUUAUUGAUGGUCACAGCUACUCAUCAACCCACUUUCUGCUGCUGUGAGAUUCUCGGCUUUAAGUUCACAUAAAGAUGAGGUUCUAUAGCACUCAUUUCCCCCUGUGUGGGGCAUGUUGUGCUUUUGUAGUGUCCAGCUUAUCCACAGUAUUGCAAAUUAUAUGAAAUCCUAUCUUAAAGGCUAACAUUUCACUUCGAAUAUAUAUGAGAUACAUGUAUGGAGAUCAUGAUGGCAUCGUCCUUUUCUGUUUGUCUAAUGGCAGACAGUUUACUGUACCAUGAGAACGCUGUGAAAUGAACGAAAGAUCCUAGCGUCUCUCUGAGUGAUAGACUGAAUUUCAUUCGGUAGCUCUGUUUCCACUUCGCUUCCCUCUUUCAUGAUGGCUAUCCUAAUGUACACAUCCACCAGUGCUGUGAGGGUUCUUUUUUCCAUAAACCAUGAGCAUAAUUUUGUUAGUUUUGUAUGUCCUUCUACCAUUAGACACUAAAAUUCCCUGGAGUGUAGCAACACUGAGCUUUUCAUGUAUAUAUAAUUGUUGGCCGUUUGUAUAGAUUUGCAAAGCACAAAGCUGGGGCCUUUGUUCAGUUUGCACUGCAUCUUUCUGUGCAAUUGUGGUUCACUGAAAAAAAAA